Molecule: messenger RNA, 3134 nt
Organism: Macrobrachium nipponense
Lineage: Eukaryota; Metazoa; Arthropoda; Malacostraca; Decapoda; Palaemonidae
Product: RING finger and SPRY domain-containing protein 1-like
Exons: 13
Coding region: 406-2004 (532 amino acids)
Cellular component (GO): cytoplasm
Molecular function (GO): ubiquitin-protein transferase activity; protein binding
Source: RefSeq, a predicted model, not a curated record
CAUCUCUAUUCCACUUACGUCUUGUUUACUUCUGGUCAUCAACGGCAGCAGCAGCAGUUCUCUCCACUUGUCAGUCAGAAGAAAUUCCCGUCGACGGCAAAUUACUCCCUGCCAUGUUGGACGCUGGUUAUCCCGGGGAAUGGUGUCAUAUCCCGUGACAACUGUUGCAGAAGAAUUAUUUUAUGGCAUCCCAGUUAUUUGACAGCUGUUGAAUCACAAUCCAAAUGAUGUGCAUUGGAGGAACUGCUGAGGAAGGCCAAUCUUGCUAUCAGUUUUGCAGCCUUUAGACCCAAAAUUAUGUAUAAGCAAGAAUACAAUUGGAAAAUCCAUGAUUAUAAACAUUUGAGAACUUUAUCUCAUAGGAGUGUGCCAUACUGGAGAUGUAUUACAUAAGUGAUUAGUGUAAUGGGGUCUUGUUGCUGCAAGGCACAACCAGAGCCUGGGGGCAAUGAUGACAUGAUCAUUGAGAGAAGACAAAUAGAAUUCAUCACAGGAUCGGACACAGAAGACAGCAUAAAUAGCAUUGUUUUGUCAGCUGUGACAGACAAAUAUGUUUUGGACACUCUUGCCGUCAUAAGAACUUUGGUGGACAAUGAUCAGGAGCCCCCACCAUCAAUGCUUAAGCUGCAUACUAUUGCUGACCAGGAAGCAGGAUGGUUGGUAGUUGUGCGAUCCAUGGUGCAGGUUAUUCCUCUGCAAGAUCCACUUGGACCUGCUGUUAUUACGUUGUUGCUGGAUGACUGUCCACUACCAAGCAAGGAAACAGUUGUUCAUUUAUGCAAAUUUUUUGAACUGAGCAGUGAAAAAGCAGAAGAUGGGUGGAAGGAUCCACAACAGCAUCGUAACAUAUGUGUGGUUUUAGGCUGCAUUGCUGAGAAGCUUGCGGGUCCAGCUUCUAUAGCCCUCCUAACUCACAAUACAUUGCAGUACUUGGUUGCUCAACUAAAUGAAGAGAACCAUCCGUGCGUCAUAUUGUUUGCUUUAAUUGCACUAGAGAAAUUUGCCCAAACAAGUGAAAACAAAACCAGUAUUAGCCAGUGCUUAGGUUCUGGAAUCACCAAUCCUCUAAGAAAACUUGAGAGUUGGAUGGACCAUACUGAUUAUGUCCAUUGUCAAGUUGGAUUUUGUGCGCAGUGGUGCUUAGAUAAUUUAUUUAUAUGUGAAGGCCGUCCCUAUUCAUAUGAAAAUGUUGACACUACCCACCUGAAUGCUAUGCUUAAUAGUAAUGAUGUUAGUGAAUAUCUUAAGAUUUCUCCUGAUGGGCUUCAGGCUCGUUGUGAUGCUUCAUCAUUUGAAAGUGUACGCUGUACAUUCCAAGUGGAUUCGGGUAUAUGGUAUUAUGAAGCUACCAUUAUCACUGCAGGCGUAAUGCAGAUUGGUUGGGCUACAAAAGACAGCAAAUUUUUAAAUCAUGAAGGUUAUGGUAUUGGUGAUGAUGAGUUUUCGGUUGCAUAUGAUGGUUGUCGCCAGUUAUUUUGGCAUAAUGCCCAGAGUGCAAGUCAUGUCCAUCCAAGUUGGAAACCAGGUGAUGUGUUGGGUUCUCUGCUAGACUUAACCAAUGCAGAAGUCAUAUUUUAUUUGAAUGGUGAUCCCUUACCACCUCUAACUGAAGUCUUCGGGAAUGCCACGUGUGGAUUUUUUGCAGCUGCAAGCUUCAUGUCUUUUCAGCAGUGUGAAUUCAACUUUGGUCGCAAAUCCUUUGUAUAUCCUCCUAAGGAUAUUCCUUUCCAGAGUUUCAAUGAUCAUGCAUAUCUUAAGGAAAAAGACAAAAUUAUCCUUCCAAGACACAUCAAGUUGCAAAAGUUACGAGCAAUGAGUGUAGAAGAGGGAGCCUGUACGCUGUGCUUUGAUGAGCGUGCAUCCAUCACUCUCCUACCUUGUGGUCACAGGGGAUUCUGUGAAAGGUGUGCAUUGCAGCUAGAGAUUUGUCCAAUGUGUCGUCGAAAUAUUGAAGAGAGGCAAGAGCUGGAAGUGAAGCCAGAUGCUAAGGAAGAUGUCACAUGAUCCCCGGGCAUAUGCUGAUAUAUGUAACCAAACCAUCAGCUGAACUUAAGUGUACCCCAGGUUUAUUGUGGAGAUAUGUGACUGUGCUUGAAUUAUCAUAAGAACAAUCGUAUAUAAUUUUUACAGACACAUGUUGUAACCUUAUUUAUUUACAUGUUUUAAUGUAAAUUUAGGGCUACAAUGCAUAAUUUGUUAAAUGGUUUUAAAAUGUUUAGAGGUGUAUUUACUGGUAAAAGAUUAUUGUAGAACGUUACAUAGAAUUUACACAAUGCAUUAGUUCACUUUAGAGAAAAAGAUUUAUCGCCCAGAUUCAAGAGGGUCAUAUUCUUAUAAAAAAAUCAAGCAAGGUUGUUUUUUUCUCUACUUGGUUCUAUUUUAUGUUAUACUUUAAUACUGUACAGUUUAUGGGCUGUUAGGUAUUUAUGUAUCACUGCUAAAACCUUUGAAUGUACAUAUCUGUGCUUCUGUGAAUUACUUUACAAAAAGACAUCUAAAAGUGACUGUUGAAGAGCAGGAAAUGCAUACACAGAUCAACUACACGCAAUAUUUGAAUGGGCAAAGAGCUGCAGACAAAUGGAAUGCCUCUGCUUCCAUGUUCAGUGUGACGAGGGAAUAGUGAGACAGCAUAGAGUAGCAGACAGUUUGUCAAAAAGGCAAAUUUUGGGGGAAUAAUGAAUUUUUAUUGUUGCUCUUUUUAUGAUGUAGAUGUUGGUAUUGAUGGUGAUAUUUUUGCCGAAAGACUUCUGAUAAAUUUUAACCUUCAGCUAAUUUAGCACUAAUAUACUGUAUUGUACAUGUAUUAAAGUUUUGCUAUAAUAUGCAUUGGAGGGGAGAAAGUAUUUUAAUGGGUUGUAAGAUUUUUUACUUUAUAUUUUAAUGUGCUCUUCAGCACUGUUGCUAAGAGAUUCAUAAAUCCAUUUUUAUUGUCAUGAUACUUUACCUAGUACCAGCUUAAAUGUAGAUAGAUUUUUCAUGUAGUUUUCAUAUUGCCUUUGACUGCACUCUUUGAUGUUUCCAAAACUUGUGUAUGUAACUACUCUUCUUGUGAUGAAUUUGAAUUCAGCUACAGUGUUCAAAUAAAAUAAUGUGUUAUGCAAUUUUAGAAGACAAUAAAGGGUGAUUAAUUUGAA